Messenger RNA from Meloidogyne enterolobii, 637 nucleotides. The record is from the annotation of a GenBank genome assembly. NCBI's taxonomy places the organism in Eukaryota, Metazoa, Nematoda, Chromadorea, Rhabditida, Meloidogynidae.
AUGUCAAUAUUCUUCAUCCACUACUCGUCUAAAUUCAUCCAUCGGUGCAACAUUCGGCAAAGGUUAAUUAUUCUUACACCUUUAUUAUUUUUUUGUCUAUAUUUUUAUUUUAAGGCUAAAAUGUUUCGGCACCGCGUGCGUGCAAGGGAGCGAGUGAGACGGCGAGCACACUACGAGGAACUUAGAAACUUCCGAACAACACAAGCGUUCGACCAAUGGUGGACGUCAGGGGAGCGAACUAAUUGGAGGAUCAAUUCACGCCAUCCUCACGUUAGUGGCACAGUCGAAUAUUGGACAUGCUCGUUUGUUGAAGGCCGUCGUCGUACUUGCCCUGCUCGUCUAAGAAUAACCUUCGACAGGGAUAAACGAUUCGUCAGUGUCUGCAGAGCUAAAGAUCGCCAACAUUGUCAUCCAGUUGUGGAGACCAUCGUGAACGAGGACAGCGAAAUCCUCAACAUUCAACAAGUAGCGCCGUAUAAAAUGGAGACAGCCCGGAUUAUUCGUGUCACUACUAUUGGCUCUACUCUAAAUUCGUGAAGUACUCGAACAAACCAGACAAGAUGAAGUCUACAACGGGUUCAAAUAAAAAAUUAUGUGAUAAUUGUUUAUAUUAUGUUUAUUGUUUCUAUUGUAUACU